Micropterus dolomieu (smallmouth bass) is the source of this 1721-nucleotide messenger RNA. It is a transcript of the gene ogfod1, whose product is annotated as 2-oxoglutarate and iron-dependent oxygenase domain containing 1. The transcript has 13 exons. The coding region runs from base 120 to 1706 and encodes 528 amino acids. The record is from RefSeq and is a predicted model, not a curated record. Gene Ontology annotation, biological process: peptidyl-proline hydroxylation; regulation of translational termination. NCBI's taxonomy places the organism in Eukaryota, Metazoa, Chordata, Actinopteri, Centrarchiformes, Centrarchidae. Gene Ontology annotation, cellular component: cytoplasm. Gene Ontology annotation, molecular function: L-ascorbic acid binding; peptidyl-proline dioxygenase activity; iron ion binding.
UGAAAUACGUCACUUACCCGCGACGAGCAGGCCGUUUCACACCCGCACACAUUUUAUGUGAAUGCUGUCAAAGCUCCUCACAAACUGCGUGUUUGCCCGGUUUCCUGAUAGUUUGUGCAAUGGCCUCGAAACGGCGGCCGGGUGAGAGUGAGAAAACAGAGAAGAAGAAAAAGAAGAAGAACUGCGAAGAAACAGCUGAACUUUGUUCGGCUAUAGAAGACGGACAGGUGACGAGAGCUGUGAAGGAGGCAUGGAGCCGGAGGACUCAAUACAGCCAGGGGGAUCUGGAGUUGGACUGCCACCCUUUCCCUCACUGCGUCAUCAGGAACUUCCUCGCCAGCGAGACCUUCGUAGAGAACCUGCAGAGUGAACUGCUGGAGCUCAACUUCCACGAGAAGUCAAACGAUCUGUACAAAUUUAAACAGUCAGAUGACCUGGGGAAGAGAACGGAGCCGCAUAUUGCGGGACUGAGGUCAGCACUGUUUGGGCGUUUCCGUUCCUGGCUCGGGGACGUGUUGGGGGUCGAUCUGGAGUCCACAGUGGAUAUUUCUUGUGCCAGAUAUGAAUACACAGAUGUUCUUUUGUGUCACGAUGAUGAAUUGGAGGGGCGGCGCGUUGCUUUCAUCUUGUAUCUCGUGCCUCCGUGGCAGAGCAGCGAUGGCGGAACCCUCGAUCUUUACUCAACAGACAGUAAUUUCCAACCACAGAGUAUUGUGAAGUCACUCGUACCCUCUUUGAACACUCUUGUCCUGUUUGAAGUUUCGCCCGUCUCCUUUCACCAAGUGUCCGAGGUUUUGACAGAGGACAAGUGUCGUCUGUCUCUGAGCGGCUGGUUUCACGGACCAUCUUUAGAGCGUCCUCCUCGCCACAUAGAAGCCCCCAUCCCACGGUGCCCACACUUACCGAGAGAUGAAACGUUGCUGCUGGAGUGGGUCAGUCCAGUCUACCUGGACAUAUCCUAUCAAGAGCAGAUUCAGGAGGAGUUUGAGGACAGCUCUGAAAUUCAGCUCAAAGAUUUUCUCAAGGAGGAGAAGUACCGGGAGGUGAGUGAAGCACUGAGACUCACUCAAAUUCAGUGGACUAAGAGAGGUCCGCCCAACAAGAGAUGCCAUGAAGUGGCUUCUCUGGACACCCUACCACAGUGUGUGAGCGCAUGUUGGGAACUGCUUCGUUCAGAGGCUUUCUUCCUGCUUCUCUCUAACUUCACUGGCCUUCGAUUGCACUACCUGUGUGCUGCUGAUGACGACGAUGAGAGUAAAGAUGAAGAGAAAGAGGACGUCCGGGGCGGAGAGGCCACGGGUUCUUCGUCCGAGUCACCGUCAGCGAAUACAAGCAGAGAGAAGGGUGCGUGUCAGAAACUGAGCACACCUGUGUGUUGUGGUGAACUGCGUCGAUGGUCUCAUGGUGGCUACACUCUGUUGCAUGAUGCAGAGGCGGCACAAGCAGAGUAUGCUUUGGACCUUGUUUUGCCUUUUGGCUGUAAGGACUGGCAGUCAGAGUUUGGGGGCUUCACGUGUUAUGUUGCUAAUGAAGAGGAUGAAGAGCUUCUGACCGUGUAUCCAGAGGACAAUUCCCUUGCCCUCGUCUACAGAGACAAAGAAACCCUCAAAUUUGUCAAACAUGUCAACCACAAAAGCUCCUCUGAUUCUGCUGACAGCCCUGCCUGCAGAACAUUUUAUGAUUUCUCUUUUGUGUACUAUGAAUAAAAAUAUUUAUCUAUC